This is a messenger RNA of Emiliania huxleyi CCMP1516, 2020 nucleotides long. RefSeq lists its product as hypothetical. Gene Ontology annotation, biological process: lipid metabolic process. NCBI's taxonomy places the organism in Eukaryota, Haptophyta, Isochrysidales, Noelaerhabdaceae. Bases 94 to 1788 code for a protein of 564 amino acids. Gene Ontology annotation, cellular component: membrane. The transcript has 7 exons. Gene Ontology annotation, molecular function: oxidoreductase activity, acting on paired donors, with oxidation of a pair of donors resulting in the reduction of molecular oxygen to two molecules of water. The record is from RefSeq and is a predicted model, not a curated record.
CUCUCAUCGGCGCAUCGCUGCCCUGCACCUUUGUCCCGGUGCCACAUCCUGCCUGCCUGCUUCUGCCGUCGCCCGCAAGGAUUUGACGUUACGAUGAUCGCCGCCGCGCUCGCCUCCUCCUCCUCCACGAGCCUCCUCACCACGCCGCUGCCGAGCUCUGCUCCGGCAAAGCCAACCGCCACCGCCGCCGCCGAGUCGUCCUCCGCCGCCACCGCCGCCAAGACGGUGCACCUCAAGAUCUCCGGCAAGUGGUACGACGCCACCGAGUGGGCGGACCGGCACCCGGGAGGCCGCUACGUGCUGGAGUGGGCCGACGGCUUCGAUGUGACAAACGCCUUUCACACGAUCCACCUCUUCUCCUCGCGCAAGGCCUCGGACAUCCUCGCCCGCCUGCCCGAGGCGGACCUCACCCUCCGCGCGGCCCGCGAGCCGGUGCUGCCGCCCAUCGAGCGGGUGCCGAUGGCGUCCCAGCGGCCGACCGGCAUGGACAGGUUCAUGGGCGCGGGCGAGCGAGUGGUGGAGCUCCUGUCUCCGCCCGCGGAUGCGACGCCGGAGCCGGUGCCGGUCGCUCCCGCCUCUGGGCUGGCGUGGCAGCAGCGGCAGGAGGGCGCCGUGGGCGCUGUGGGCGAGACGCCGCUCAAGCGCGACCUCGAGGCGCUGCUCCGCCGCCACUUUCGCUCCUCGGCAGAGUACAAGGCGACGCCCGAGCACUGGGCGCGGAUCGCGGCCGCCUUUGCCGUCUGGGCGGGCUGCCUUGCCGGGUGGGUGGCGGGGUCGCUGCCCGCGACGCUGGCGCUCCCGUUUGCGCAGUGGCUGCUCUUCUCGCCCACCGUGCACGAGGCGUCCCACUCGACGCUGAGCACGGCGCCGUGGGUCAACAAGGCGGCCGCCUUUUGCGGGCUGCCCUUUGUGUACAACCCGUACAUCUGGUGGCCGCAGCACCUCCUCUCGCACCACCAGUACACGAACGACGACGCGCUCGACGUCGACCUGCACCACCUCCGCCCGGCGCGGCUCCACCCGGGCUGCGAGGUGGACGAGGGGUACGGCGGCGCAAACUUCAUCUUCAAGGGCUACUUCUCGACGAUGGGCAUGUCGGUGCUGUGGCCGGUGCGCGUGCUGCAGCAAAAGUCGACGGGACGCUGGUACCGCAACCUCGUCACGCCAAAGCCCGACGCGGUGAGCGACGCGGAGCUGGCGCUCUCGCUGCUGCCGGUGGGCUUCGUGCUGCUCUGGCCGUGGCUGCGGAUGCUCGCCGGCGAGAUCAACGCCCUCGAGGCCUUUUUCGAUUGGUACUACCCCUGGGCGGUGACGGGCGCCAUCUGGACGGUGAUGACGCAGGUGUCGCACGUGCAGGAGGACUGCCAGCGGCCGCCGAGUGGCGACGAGCAGGACGACUACUUUCGGUGGCAAAUCGAGUCGGCGCUCGACUACUCGGUCGGCAGCGAGCUGGUGCCGAAGCUGACGGCCUCGCUCUCGCUGCAGUCGAUGCACCACGUGAUGCCCUCGGUGUGCGGCUGCCACUUCUCCGCUCUCUACCCCGAGUACCGGGCCAUCUGCGAGGCGCACGGCGUCCGGCUCAACACGCGCAAGGACGUGUCCGCCGCCUGGCGCUCCUGCAUCGCGCGCGUCUUUGAGCUCUCCUCGCCGGAGCGGACGCCGGCGUGGGCUCUGCGCGAGCCCGCGGCCCAGAGCGGCCCGCUCGCGGCGGUCGAGGAGCACCUGCCGCUCAUCGCCUGCCUGGCGACGCCGGGAGUCGUCAUGCUCGCUUGCACUCCGCUGUUUUGAGAUGGAGUGUGGGUUUGAGCACCGUGUUCUCUGCUGCGGCUGCACGAGGGGGCUGGCCCCAGGCUGGUCUGCGCGUGGAGGUUGCGUGUGUGCGCGCGCGCUCAGAGGUACGAUCCCGUUGUUGUGUUAGUCGAGUAGCGAGAGUCUGUUGUCUUUGAGUGCUGAGAGUGUGUUUUCUGUCUACUCUUUUUGCGCGCGUGUAGCUCGACUUGUACACAUCAUGUACCGCACA